CCGACCGAGAUUCCGUUCCCUUCAUGCGAAUAACUUCCGAACUCCAUCCAAGGGAGAGAGAAAGGAAAAAAAAAAAAGCAAAACAAACACCGCAAAAGUAAACCUGGACAAAGCAGGAACCAAAAAACUCCGAUUGUAAGACCUGCGGCGGGUGAGGGGGGCAGGUCGACGAAUUAAAGGAUGUGGAUCUGGUAUCUUCUGCUCGGAUCGGGGUCUGGCUCCAGCUCGGUCGACAGCCAGCUGAUCCCGGGGAAUAACUUCACCACCGAAUGCAACAUUCCGGGGAAUUUCAUGUGCGGAGACGGGAAGUGUGUUCCGGGCGGGUGGCAGUGCGACGGGCUUCCGGACUGCUUCGACAAGAGCGACGAGAAGGGCUGCCCCAAAGUCAAGUCGAAGUGCGCCCCCACGUUCUUCGCCUGCGCCAACGGGAUCCACUGCAUCAUCGGCCGCUUCCGCUGCAACGGGUUCGACGACUGCCCCGACCGCAGCGACGAGCAGAACUGCACCAACCCCCUGGUGUGCUCUGCAGCUCGGUUCCACUGCAGAAACGGACGCUGUGUGGACCGGAGCUUCCUGUGCAACGGUCAGGACAACUGCCAGGACAACAGUGACGAGGAGGACUGCCAGGCCACCUCCGUGGCCCCCAGUCAGGACUUUGUGACGCUGGACUACCGGCUGCGGUACUACCCCAGCAUCACGUACGCAGUGAUCGGCAGCGCCGUCGUCUUCAUCCUGGUGGUGGUGCUGCUGGCGCUGGUGCUGCACCACCAGAGGAAGCGCAGCGUUCUCCUGCCCCGGGGGGUCCGCGGGGGGGGCCACCACCACCACCACCACCACCAGCCCCUGCUGCUGUCGCGCCUCGUCAUCCUGGACCGCACGCAGCACCACCCCGGCCUGAGCCCCGGCUCCCCGCCGGGGCCCUUCGGCACCGCCUCCAGCCUGCAGCUGCUCUCCGGGGCCCUGCUGCCCGCCGGCGUGCCCCUGGACUCCCCGCCGUCCUACUCCCAGGCUGUGCUGGACGCCAGCCGGCCGCCCUGGUUUGACCUCCCGCCUCCGCCCUACCCCCCCGACGGGGGGACACCACCCCAGCGGGACCUGCCCCCGUAUGAAGCCAACGAAUCACAGCCCGCGGCGACCCCCAGGCCACGCCCACAGGAGGAGUCUGAGCAGCUGUAGCCCCACCCCCUACCUGACUGCUUGUACAUAAGUGACAGAGACGGUGGGCGGGGGGGGCGGACUCCGAAAGGCUGCACGAACUGGAGAGGGGACCGAGGGUGGAGCCCUGGGGCACCACCACGCUACGGGCACCUGAGGAAAGAGUUUGGAUAUGGGAACUAAAUCAAACUCCUCCUCACCCCCUUACCCAUAGGGCAUUGUGCUGCACUCUCCUCAAGCAUUGCCUGUGAUAUAGCCCAUGUUUUUGGUUUUUAGGGGACAUGGAGAUGCACCCUGCCCUACAUGUAGUCAUGGCUGCUGAACACCCAGGGGUGGGGGGGGUGUGGGGCAGGGUGAAGGAGAAAGCAGGAGAAGCCAUUUUUGGUUCCCGCUGCAAUGUAUUGCUGGACUCACCAUCAUUGCGUUCUCUUAGGCAGUGCCCUCGUGGAGUCCGGUCAAAACUCCCAACUGCCAACGAACAAUUCCUACAGCUUCAGUGAAGUUUGCCCGGUCCAGUGAAGGACAUUCUCUCCGCAGUCCGUCAGGACUGGAGUCUAGGACACAGGACAGAGCUGUUCCAGACUGUGGCCAGUGUUAUUAUCACCCAUAUCCACCAGGGGGAGACAUUUCUCUCCACAGUCCACUUGGACUGGAGUCUAGGACACAGGACAGAGCUGUUCCAGACAGUGGCCAGUGUUAUUAUCUCCAUAUCCACCAGGGGGAGACAUUUCAGCCUUGCGCAGGUACAGGUGUGCCAGAAAAAAACGCACAUCAGCUUUCCCCAGCUUUCUCAAUCAUGUACGAAUAUUCGGUUACAUAUCAGUAGCUUUUUAUUAGUAGAAGUUUCCACUAUAUUUUACCAGUGUUCUGAAAGAUCAUAUCAUGUAUAUUGUGGAAAUAAUUGUAAAAUAAUAUGCAGGCUUGUAGGAUUUUGAUGGAUAUUUGAAACAUUUAUUUCAAAUACAUUGAUAUUACAAUGUAAAGUACAGAACCAAAUCAUAUUUAUUAUCUGGCAUUUGCAGGAAGGGAGGUACUUUAACUGGACCAGGUAAUUAAAGUUUGAUGUUUACACAAUGUGCCUUCAAAGGACACAAUCAACAUUUCUUAGGGGAACACAGAGACGUUCUGCAUUCGCGUACCCGCGCUAAUCUCAUUAACAAAUCGUUAGGGAUUACCUGCACUUAAUUACGAAUUAAUUCAGCCAGGCUGUCAGAAAUAUCCACCAGAAUCCUGCAAGCCGAUCAUUGUUAUUUAAACCUGUAGUGGAGGCAGAAUGUAGAGGUUUUAUAUCGGAAGAACUUAAACCAAAGCUAUUUAAAGGUUGUUUUUUUCCCACAGCAUUGCUGUCUGUAAAGGCCUUGCUGUGCUGCAUGGUUAGGUACUCUCUAGAAUCAGUGAGCAGCAUCAGAGAAAUUCUCCUCAAACCGCUUUGACGCACGAACACGAUCGCAAACAACGCGGAGAAGUGCAGUUAUGUUCAAGGCCGAUCUGAAAGCACUUCCCUUAUUGGACUUGACGGUGGGAAAGGCACUUUUCAGCCCAAUCUAAAAGCCCUUUUCUCUUUAAGUUCUACCAGCUCUGCUGCAGUAAAGGAAAUAUGUGAUUACUGUCAGACUAAC
This is a messenger RNA of Conger conger (European conger), 2774 nucleotides long. RefSeq names its product low density lipoprotein receptor class A domain containing 3 (gene ldlrad3). Gene Ontology annotation, molecular function: protein binding. Bases 181 to 1176 code for a protein of 331 amino acids. The transcript has 6 exons. Gene Ontology annotation, biological process: receptor-mediated endocytosis. Gene Ontology annotation, cellular component: plasma membrane. The record is from RefSeq and is a predicted model, not a curated record. NCBI's taxonomy places the organism in Eukaryota, Metazoa, Chordata, Actinopteri, Anguilliformes, Congridae.